CUCUGUGGUAUAGCAAAGCCGAAACACGAAGCCAUAACAAACCCUUGGUAAAUACAUGUAAAAACUGUUGAUCAACAGUCAAAAGUGCUCUUUUGUGAUAUCGAUAGUCCAAUAUUUCUAUUUCAUUGUUUUUAGAACAUCUUAAACUUCUCAAAAGCUUGGUUCAACAUGGAAUCUAAAGAAUGGUCUAGAUAUAUUUUUUUGCUGUCAAUGUUAUUUUCUCGAGGUUUCAGCAUAAACAUUUGUACGGACAUUGUCGUGAGAUCAUCCAGUGGUUAUAUUACGACACCAAAUUUUCCAAACACGUACCCCGCAAAUACUUCUUGUGCUCUAACCAUUCGACGACCAUUCGGAGAGAGGAUCAACUUCAAGAUCAUAUAUAUGAAUCUUGAGACAAGGGGGAAUGGUAGCUGUAGCGACAGCGUAAAAAUAUCCGGAAUAACAACAAAAGCAUUUUGUGGAAACGACAACAUGACAUUCGUUCCUGGAGGAAGUGUAGUCAGUGUAUCAUUCUCGUCUGACACAAGAGUUGGAUACAGUGGGUUCAACAUCACUUUUAUUUCAUUCAAUGAAAGCUGCAGUUUUGAUGGUGGCUUGCAAACGAGUGUUUGUCCUUGGAGCAACGUAAAUUUAGAAGAUGAUUUUAAUUGGUCGAUUAAUUCUGGAACAACAUCUACUUCGGACACAGGUCCAAACCAUGAUAUUAUAGGAUCAACGUCUGGAAAAUAUCUCUACACUGAAGCAUCUCCUCAACUAAUUGGUGAUAAAGCUUGGUUGGUCGGGAAUAAUCUUACGAGCUCACUCACGUGCUUUUCUUUCGGUUAUCACAUGUAUGGAGCUGGAAUGGGUACAUUAAAUAUUUACUUAGAGUACAAUGUAAAAAAGUCAUUGUUGUGGUCAUUGAGUGGCAACCAAGGUAACCAAUGGUGGUAUAGUCAAGUUACAGCAAACUUUACUUCUUUCCCAUCUAGAUUGAUAAUAGAAGGUGUUCGUGGAUCAUCAUUUACAAGUGACAUAGCGAUAGAUAAUCUUGCCUUAACUCCAGGAUAUUGUGAAACCGUUUAUACUCACGUUACGUUUAGUGAAAUAGACUUUAAAGGUUGCAAUUUUGAGAAAGGCUUUGGUACAGUUGAUUGUCCUUGGAAGAACACGCAGGGAUCUGACAAUUUUGACUGGGCAAUCAUCAGCGGAAAUGUAAGAUGGAGUACCUCUCUACCAUAUUGGAACUCCAAGGGAUCAAGGGAAGGUAAAUACAUGUACAUAAAGGGCAGAAAUGGAGAAAAAGCACGGUUGGUCAGUCAGUACUUCAAAGGCUCUACAAAAUGUCUCCUUUUUUACUAUUACAUUUAUUCUGCCUAUUAUUCUGGAUCAUCUCUAUACGUUUACCAAGAAACAGUUAAUGGAGCAAAGAUACAACUUUUUGUGAUGAGUGGCUACAGUGGCUACAAUUGGCGUCAGGCUCGCAUUUUGAUCUCUAAUGCCAGUAUUAGCCAAAAGAUAAUUAUUGAAGGAAUCGUCGGUUUUACGUAUUCAGACACUAUUGCAGUGGAUGACUUGCGAUUUAUUGAUUGUCAAGUAAGUUCGACUACACCUCAGUAUUAUUCCCUGGACACAACAACAAGAAACACGCAGCAGACAACCCAAAAGCCCUUGUCAACUAUUUGGAAACUCUCGUCUACUACUCGAAACCCCUCGUCUACUACUCGAAACCCCUUGUCUACUACUCAGAAUCCCUCGUCUACUACACGUAACCCCUCGUCUACUACUCGGACAUCAUCGUCUACUACUCGUAACCCCUUGAUUACCAUUCGAAUUUCAUCGCUUACAACUCGGAGCCCUUCGCCUACUACUCAGAACCUUUGGGAUACUACUACGACCUUCUUGCCGAUUUCUCGGAACCCUAAGCAAACUACUCAGAUGCCGGGGAGCACAACAUGGAAGACAUUGCAAAUAUCAGCCCAAGGCUGUAAUUUUCUUAGUAGAUUUUGGACCCGCAACUGUCCAUGGGGAAACGUAUUGUCAGAUGGAAAUAGCUAUGACGACUAUCAUUGGAGAGUGAACUUAACUUCCACUAGAGGAGGAUAUGCAUAUGUAAAAUGGCCAUCGGAAACAACAAAGAAAAAGGCCUGGUUUGUGAGUGAAUAUUUUAGUAAUUCCAGUGAGUGUUUCAAGUUCUCCUAUCGCAUACAUGGCACAAAUGGACAAAAAGUAUUACAAGUCUACCAGCAAGCUUUAGGAAGAGUGAAAAUAUUGCGUUGGUCACAAAGCAAAAGUAAAACAUCAGUUUGGCAUGACGCUGAAGUUACGAUGCCAAAGCUGGAGUACAAUUUACUUUACAGGCUAAUUAUCGAAGGUGUUUUUGAGGCAUAUAGCAAUGGUGAAAUAAAUGUAUACAAAUUUUCGUUUACUUCUGGAGCUUGCAAUGACAGCAGUAAAUCCUCUUCGAAUGAAAAUGCUGGUGUCAUUAUUGCAUCUGUUGCAAUCGCUCUUCUGAUAAUCAUGAACGGAAUUUUCAUCAUUUGGUAUAUACGCCAUAAAAACAAGCAGAAAACAUCUUCCACAACUUCCUCUGACAGUUAUCAGAAUCCAGCCUAUUCAGACGGUGAACAAAAGAAGACGACUGUCUUACCACCACCACCAGAUUUUAAAAGUGAAAGUAAAUCACCACCAGUUGAUAGCAAUGCGCCAUUUGCUAUGGCAAAGCGUGGAGUUUUAUAUUUUGUACCUGAUGAUAAUCAAUCAAAUGUUAUACCGUCCAAUCCACCUCACAAUAACACAAAUGCAGGCCAAAUGUCUUUUAUUUCCACAUCCGCUUCUGAAAAUCCUUACUACAUUCCCAGUUUAUCGCUAGACCAGGACGUUCAAUCACAAUAUCAUUAUUAAAAUAAGCUUUGGGUGCUGAGAGCUUAAUAAGCCUCGAAAUUUAAUAUUCUAAAUGGCACUUAUAUCACUUGAUAAUCAAGCACUAGUUCAUUUACCUCCUCAAGAAAUACAUUGUUCGCGAUGGACCUUGUGUGUAUUUAAUGAAGUUAUAAUUUUCUAAAUAAAUUUGUAUGCACUUACUGAUUUUUCUUAAUAAUUUUAAACUUAGUUGUAUAAUCAACUUGCAAAAUUGUAAUCAUGUUUAUCACAUUUUUUUAUUGUUUUUAUUAUUUUGUGUACAAUAAAUAAACUUGUAAGCAAU
Xenia sp. Carnegie-2017 is the source of this 3184-nucleotide messenger RNA. RefSeq names its product MAM and LDL-receptor class A domain-containing protein 1-like. Bases 169 to 2883 code for a protein of 904 amino acids. The transcript is spliced from 14 exons. The record is from RefSeq and is a predicted model, not a curated record. Lineage: Eukaryota; Metazoa; Cnidaria; Anthozoa; Malacalcyonacea; Xeniidae. Gene Ontology annotation, cellular component: membrane.